AUGGCCGUGAUCACCUUCACGCCUCUCUACGGCGUGCACUCGAGCGUCCCGUGCUGCGCGUACCUGCUCGAAGUCGACGACGUCUGCAUCUUGCUCGACUGCGGCUGGACAGACGAGUACGACGUGGAGAUUCUGAAGCCGUUGCAGCGCGUGGUGGACCGCAUUGACUUGGUUCUGGUAUCGCACUUGGACCUGGCGCACAUGGGGGCGCUGCCGUACGCGAUGGGCAAGUGGGGGCUGAACGCGCCUAUUUAUGGCACACUGCCAGUGCACCGCAUGGGCCAAAUCGCUCUGUACGACGCGUUUCAGGCCAAGACGAAGCACGAGAGCGACUUUGCGCUCUUCUCCCUGGACGACGUGGAUUUGGUGUUUGAGAAGUUCCAGCAGCUCAAGUACUCGGAGAAGCUGACGCUCACGAGCUCAGGGGAAGGCAUUGUGAUUACGCCGCAUGUAGCAGGGCAUCUCAUUGGCGGCGCGUUGUGGCGGAUCAUGAAGGAGACGGACGAUAUCAUCUACGCUGUAGACUACAACCACCGCUCGGAACACGUGCUACAGAAGACGAUCUUGGACUCGUUCACACGUCCCACAUUGCUCAUUACAGAUUCGAUGAAUCUACAUCGAGAGCAGCCCAAGCUAAAGGACCGAGAUAGCAAGAUCAUGAUGGAGAUUCUGAAGACGGUACGGAAUGGAGGAAACGUGCUGAUUCCGACCGAUAGCUCUGGCCGCGUGUUGGAACUGAUGCGGGUUCUGGACCAGUACUGGAUCCACAACAAGUUACGUGAUCCGAUUGCGCUACUUCACGAUAUGAGUUACUACACUCCUAAGGCUGCACAGGCAAUGCUGGAGUGGUGCAACGACCGCAUCGCAAAGAACUUUGACGUCGGUCGGCAAAAUCCGUUCCAAUUCUCGCAUAUUCAUCUGGUCCACACGCUGGAAGAACUAGAUGCCCUACCAAGCCCGAAGGUGGUUUUGGCUACUUCGCCGAAUCUGGAAUGUGGUUUCGCAAAAGACAUAUUCAUUCGUUGGGCUCCUGGUCCCCGGAAUAGCAUCAUUUUCACGUCGACUACACCGGAGACAUCUUUUGCACAUCGCGUACUGACACUCGCGAAAGACCCAUCAGCAGAAAAGCACAUCUCAUGCACAGUGACGCAGAAGGUGUUUCUGGAGGGAGUGGAACUUGCACUGCAUGAGGUGAAGGAACGGAAACGUCUUCGGACGGAAGCAGAAAAUAAAGCGAAGGAGAUGGAAGAGGCAGCUAUGGAAGACAUGAUGAUGGGGAUCGAAGACUUUGAAUCUGAGUCAGAAGAAGAGGUCACCACAAAGCCAGAAGUCCAGCUUCGAGGUACCUACAAAGUCGGCUUGGGACAGUUCGCAUCAGUUCGGUAUCCGAUGUUCUUUGCCGUGGAACCGAAGAUCGAGUACGACGAAUACGGAGAGAUCAUCAACCCUGACGACUACAAGGACGCUUCUUUGUUGGCAAGCCGUCAGGCUCGUCGCAACCUCAUUGAGGAUGCCGACGGGGACGUGGACAUGGACAAAGCCAACGAGGAAGCUGCUGUUGAAACUCGACCUACCAAAACCGUGACGAACAAAGUCGUCGUCAAUAUCGCGGCCCGCAUUACGCAAGUCGACUUUGACGGGAUCGCAGACGGUCGAGCCAUCCGAAACUGUUUGGGCAACGUGAAGCCUCGGAAGCUCAUUCUAGUUCAUGGCACGGAGACCACGACGAACGAGCUCAAGAAGUUUGUGGAAUCGUCGAUCCCGAUGUGCGAAGCCGUGUUUACUCCAAACGUGAUGGAGUGCAUUGAUAUCGAGUCCGACACGAACGUGUACAAACUGUCCGUGAAGGAGUCGUUGUACACGUCUGCAGUGUUCUGCAAGGUCGGUGGCCACGAAGUCGCUUAUGUCACUGGUCAGCUCUCUCUGCCGGAGAAUAGUUCCGUGCCAGUGCUACAGCCGCUCAACGAAAACGGCGGCCAGACAACGCACGACCCAAUCUUGCUGAGCGAUGGCAAGAUGAAGCUGGACGUGAUGAAGCAGGUGCUGGGCAAGGCAGGCUUUCAGGCCAAAUUCCGUGGCGGGAUGCUGGUCUGCAAUGACGGCGUCGUGCUCAAGCGCGCGAUGAACAACGAGAUCGUGAUGGAGGGCACGCUGUCCCGGAACUAUUACCGCAUCCGUGCGCUACUGUAUGAGCAGUACACGCUCGUGUAG
This is a messenger RNA of Hyaloperonospora brassicae, 2211 nucleotides long. The record is from the annotation of a GenBank genome assembly. Lineage: Eukaryota; Oomycota; Peronosporomycetes; Peronosporales; Peronosporaceae.